Messenger RNA from Striga asiatica, 816 nucleotides. NCBI's taxonomy places the organism in Eukaryota, Viridiplantae, Streptophyta, Magnoliopsida, Lamiales, Orobanchaceae. The record is from the annotation of a GenBank genome assembly.
AUGAGUGAAAGAUUAGUAAGUGAGGGAGCUAGAAUUGAAUGGUUAGUGUUCCAUGUUGUAACUGACAAAGUGGCUCAAGUUAAUGGUAAUGGUUUUCAGGUUGAUCAAGCCAAAGAGGUCAAUUUUCCUAAUAGGGUAGGACAAUGGUUAGUUUCUGCCAAUGCCCAUUUGUCCUCUCCUGGCAAGGUCUCAGUGGAAUGUUUUGCAAACAAGGAUGUAAAAGCUGAUAUCUCACUCAAGGAUCAGUUGGUUCACUGGAUGGAUCCUUUAGUUGAAGAACCUCAUGUUUUGGCAGUUGAUGACAACUUAAUCGAUCGUAAACUUGUUGAGAAAUUGCUCAAGAGUUCAUCUUGCAGAGUGACCACCGCAGAAAAUGGGCAAAGGGCUUUGGAGUAUCUGGGCUUGCUGGAUGACAAGCAGAGCUCUUCAACUUACAAUGCAACAAAGGUGAAUAUGAUUAUUACAGAUUACUGCAUGCCUGGAAUGACUGGAUAUGAACUGCUUAAGAAGAUUAAGGAAUCAUCUGUUAUGAAGGAUGUGCCUGUCGUCAUAAUGUCGUCUGAGAAUGUUCCAACACGAAUCGACAUGUGUCUCGAAGAAGGUGCCGAGAUGUUCAUGAUAAAGCCUCUCAAGUUCUCUGAUGUGAAGAAAUUGAGACGGGAGUUGCUGUGCAAUGCCGCUGUUAAAGCACUAUAAGAACUUAGAAAAAAAAGGCUACUUUUGAUCCUGAUUGUUUUUUACCCUUAUUUUGAUUUCUUGAUUCUUGUUUAAUACAUAGGCUGUGUAAUUUUUGAGACUAAUGCGCUUGCUUUCAAC